GGCGGGCGGAGCUCGCGGCCUCUGGAUCGCACCCUCCACACUCGUCUCUUCGCUCCGGUUCCUUCUCCUGGAGGCGACCAUGGCCGGGCUCUCGCGCGCCCCGCUGUUCCUGCUGGCCCUCGCCCUGGCCCUGGCCCUGACCGCGAGCCCUGCGGCCGGCGCCACCGCGGGCAGGCCUCGCCUGGUGGGCGGCCUGGCGGAGGCGGACGUGAACGAGGAGGGCGUGCAGCAGGCGCUCAACUUCGCCCUGAGCGAGUACAACAAGGCGAGCAACGACGCCUUCCACAGCCGCGCCAUGCGGGUGGUGCGCGCCCGCAAGCAGCUCGUGGCUGGACUGAACUACUUCUUGGAUGUGGAAAUCGGUCGAACCACAUGUACCAAGUCCCAGCCGAACUUGGCCAGCUGUCCCUUCCACGUGCAGCCGCACCUGAGGAAGGAAGCACUCUGCUCUUUCCAGGUAUACACUGUCCCCUGGUUGGGCAAGACCUCCUUGGUGAAGUCCAGCUGCCAGGACGCAUAGAGGAGAUGUGACAGGUGGGGCCGUGCAGGCUGCCUCUCGCUUGCAUGCCCCCUCCCUGGUGGGGCCCCCUCAGUGUGCUGGCCUCAGGAGACAAACGGAGAAGCUUCCUGAGCAUUGUGUGACCAGCUAAGUGGCUCUCCCUUGCUUCUUUCUGUAGAGUGCUUUCUAGAUGCACCUGUGCCCGGUGCACGUUCUGCUUCCACUUUACGCAAUAAAACGUGACAUCAGCUA
This is a messenger RNA of Myotis lucifugus (little brown bat), 751 nucleotides long. Its product is annotated as cystatin-C-like. Lineage: Eukaryota; Metazoa; Chordata; Mammalia; Chiroptera; Vespertilionidae. The transcript is spliced from 3 exons. The record is from RefSeq and is a predicted model, not a curated record. Bases 80 to 520 code for a protein of 146 amino acids. Gene Ontology annotation, molecular function: cysteine-type endopeptidase inhibitor activity.